Aspergillus niger is the source of this 777-nucleotide messenger RNA. RefSeq lists its product as uncharacterized. The record is from RefSeq and is a predicted model, not a curated record. Gene Ontology annotation, biological process: mycotoxin biosynthetic process. The transcript is spliced from 2 exons. The coding region runs from base 1 to 777 and encodes 258 amino acids. Lineage: Eukaryota; Fungi; Ascomycota; Eurotiomycetes; Eurotiales; Aspergillaceae.
AUGUCCAAGACACCACUUUACACCCCCUGUCUCAUUUCCCUGGUCCUCACCACCCUCUUCUUAACCACCAUCACCAUUCUCCUCCUUACACCACCCACUUUUCUCCCACGUAUCAUCCCUCCUAUCUGUCCUUCACAGUCUCAAAGCCUAUCACCAGACCAGACGCACGGUCGAGUCUUCAACGAGCGUCCCGAACUCGAACGCACAGUCAACGACUCGGACGAGGUCCGGACAUGGGAAUCCAUCCUCCUGCCGCCAGGUGGCGGAGGCAUUCGCUCUCACACAAUCCCCGAUAGUAUUCAUCUCACUGCUGAUGAAAAGAAAGAGGAGAAAGUCCUCAGCUGGGGGAUCUCAAUGUUCCAUCAAUUGCACUGUCUGAUCGUGCUGCGGGCGAUUGUCUUCCCCGAGACAACGGAGAACACAAUCAACUCAACAAGUCAGGCACAUUCAGGCGAUAUGUUGCAUGACAAGGUGCAUUGGGCACAUUGCUUUGACUAUAUUGCUCAGGGCAUCCUCUGUGCUGCGGAUGACACGAUCGAACGGCCCCGGAAAACCCAGGUCCGACAUGGCAAGACUAUUUUCGACGUCGAUGGGGUGGGCGCGGUGCAUCAGUGUCGAGAUGCGAAGGUUCUGUGGCAGGCGUCGGUGAAAUCGUUGGAGGAACCGGUGGAUAUGGAGAAUUGGAGGGAGGGAGUGGGUGUGAGGGCGUUCUUGGGCGAAAGGAAAAUGGGACAAGAUGAGGAAGUGCCGGAGUUGUAUACUUUGGGAAUGGAGUAG